Molecule: messenger RNA, 1353 nt
Organism: Drosophila teissieri
Lineage: Eukaryota; Metazoa; Arthropoda; Insecta; Diptera; Drosophilidae
Gene: Ant2
Product: ADP,ATP carrier protein
Exons: 3
Coding region: 161-1084 (307 amino acids)
Biological process (GO): mitochondrial ATP transmembrane transport; mitochondrial ADP transmembrane transport
Cellular component (GO): mitochondrial inner membrane
Molecular function (GO): ATP:ADP antiporter activity
Source: RefSeq, a predicted model, not a curated record
GAACGGGCUCACAACCUUGUUAGCCUAUCACAGUUCAGAUCUCUACGUUGUGACAUCAAAAUUAUAAGUUGAAAAAGUGAAAGCCCGUUUUUAUCCUUUUUUACCAACCAACUUUGAAGCUAACUUACAUCGUUUUAAAAUCAACAAACAGUAAUCCAACAUGGGCGAUGAAGGCGGCGGCGGCGGACAUGGUAAGGGCGACCUCAAGUCCUUUCUCAUGGACUUCAUGAUGGGCGGCGUUUCGGCGGCGAUAGCCAAGACGGCAGUGGCGCCCAUUGAGCGUGUGAAGCUCAUCCUGCAGGUGCAGGAGGUGUCCAAGCAGAUCGCGGCAGAUCAGCGCUACAAGGGCAUCGUCGAUUGCUUCAUUCGCAUUCCCAGGGAGCAGGGAUUCUCGUCCUUCUGGCGCGGCAACUUGGCCAACGUAAUCCGUUACUUCCCCACCCAGGCUCUCAACUUUGCCUUCAAGGAUGUGUACAAAUCGGUCUUCCUCGGCGGCGUGGACAAGCACAAGCAGUUCUGGCGCCACUUUGCCGGAAACUUGGCCUCUGGCGGUGCUGCAGGUGCCACAUCUCUGUGCUUCGUGUAUCCGCUGGACUUUGCCCGAACCCGCUUGGCCGCCGAUGUGGGCAAGGGCGGCAAUCGGGAGUUCAACGGCCUGAUCGAUUGCCUGAUGAAGGUGAUCAAGAGUGACGGACCCAUUGGCCUGUACCGUGGAUUCAUUGUGUCCGUGCAGGGCAUCAUCAUCUAUCGAGCGGCAUACUUUGGAUUCUAUGACACGUGCCGCGAUUUUCUGCCAAAUCCGAAGAGCACACCCUUCUAUGUGAGCUGGGCCAUUGCCCAGGUGGUCACCACCGUGGCCGGCAUUGCGUCCUAUCCCUUCGACACCGUGCGCCGUCGCAUGAUGAUGCAGUCUGGCCUGAAGAAGUCCGAGAUGGUGUACAAGAACACGGCCCACUGCUGGGUGGUGAUUGCCAAGCAGGAGGGCAUCGGGGCCUUCUUCAAGGGCGCCCUAUCGAACAUCAUUCGCGGCACGGGCGGCGCCCUGGUACUCGCCCUCUACGACGAGAUGAAGAAGUACUUUUAGCCCCACUGUGCGGCCGUUUGUGGUGCCGCAUCCGCUUCCGCAGCAAAUGGCACAUCACGAUGGCACCGCACCAGCGGAACCCACCGUUCACCUCUCACGUGGAGGUGGCGGAGAAGGAGGAGGAGGAGGAGGAGGAGUAGGACUUGGUCCCACGAGCCCAGUAAAUUAGUAGUUUGAUUUGAAUGGUGGCCCAUGUGGCGGCCCCUCAUUUCAGAUUGUGUUCACUUUCGCAGCGAUUGAGAAAAUACAAAUAAUUUAUUGAACUUAAA